AUGGGCAACCGUGUAUCAACCACACACCGUUUCCUCCGUUUUACUCGACAUAGGGGAGUCAGAAAUGAUUCGCCUGUAGGGGUAGAAGAACCUGUGAAAGUGGGAGAAGAGACUAAACAUAGCACAAGCAAUGAUGAGAUAGGGGAAGUGACGAAUAGGAUGCAACAAAAGACUACGAAUGAGAAUCCAGUGGAGGAGAAGGAGGUAGAAGCCGAGAUCGAGUGUAGAGAAGACACCGACAGCGAAUGCUCCUCUAGCUUGAGGGAAUUUCUAAUGCUGGAAAAGCUCUGUGAGGAGUAUGAAGACUUGGAACAGAUCAAGAAUAGAAUAGAAGAGGAGAAUGUAAGUGAGAAAGCAAUAGAGAAGACAGUAGAAGAGACUGAGAUUGAGAGUAGAGGAGAUGAAGAUGAGGAUAGCGAAUGCUCCUCUAGCUUGAGAGAAUUUUUAAUGCUUGAAAGGCUCUGUGAGGAGUUUGAAGAGGCGGAGGAGAGGAUGAGGAAGAGGAGAGAGCAAGAGAAGUUGGAAAUUGGAUUUAAGUUUCGAGGUGGACAGUUGAGUACAAUCGAAGAAGAAGAUGAAGAGGAGGAGGAGGACAGUUGGAUGAGAGAAAUAGGAGAGAAAUACGAACACUCAGAACACUUUCGAAAAGAAGAAGGUAAAGGUACGGCUUCCGGAGAGGGUGAUCACAUACAUGGGGAGAAACUGAUGUCUUUUGAAGAGUUCUGUGGGGAGAAUUUUGCAGUCUCUCCAACGUUUGUCGAGGACAUGAUGGAGGAGAGCAGAAUCUCCCAGAGGAGGCUUGAACAAGCACACGAGGAAUUUGGAAAGUCCCUAAACUUUUUCCUCGAUAUUAUGAGAUGGCAGGCAAGUUAG
Rodentolepis nana is the source of this 873-nucleotide messenger RNA. The record is from the annotation of a GenBank genome assembly. NCBI's taxonomy places the organism in Eukaryota, Metazoa, Platyhelminthes, Cestoda, Cyclophyllidea, Hymenolepididae.